Messenger RNA from Maniola jurtina (meadow brown), 2675 nucleotides. RefSeq names its product venom serine carboxypeptidase-like. The record is from RefSeq and is a predicted model, not a curated record. Gene Ontology annotation, molecular function: serine-type carboxypeptidase activity. Gene Ontology annotation, biological process: proteolysis. NCBI's taxonomy places the organism in Eukaryota, Metazoa, Arthropoda, Insecta, Lepidoptera, Nymphalidae. The transcript is spliced from 8 exons. Bases 114 to 1784 code for a protein of 556 amino acids.
GAUUUAAAAAAAUCCACAUACGGUGUUCAUAAAACAUAUUAUGUACAAUACCUAAUUUUUUAUAAUAAUAUCCACAGCCUUGUGAUUUGUGAAUGAACGUGAUUUAAAACCGGAUGUCUGCACUCAGAUGUAAAUGUUGCUGUAAACAUAAACAACGGGGAUACUGUUAUACAAUGUAUUAUAUUAGAGGAACGACACUAUUUGCAAUCACACUUCUUACGAUAGCGACAUCACUAGCCGCCACACCCGCUCUAAUCCUCACACCUCUAAUAAAGGAAAACAAAUGGGAACAAGCGAGAGAAGCUUCCACAGUCAACUCCAAAGACUUCCUUAAUAUCACAAGCUACUCCGGCUUCUUAACCGUUGAUGAGAGAUACAACUCUAAUUUAUUCUUCUGGUACUUCCCCGCGACUGAAAAGCGGGUCUGGGAAGUUCCUGAGUCUAAAGAGAAGCAGGGACAGACUCCAUGGAUCAUUUGGCUCCAAGGUGGGCCGGGAGCUACCAGCUUGGCAGGACUUUUUGAUGAAAUGGGCCCGUUUGAAUAUGAUACGAGUAGCAAAACGUUAAAAAAACGUAAAUUUUCAUGGUGUGCCGAAUACUCCAUGGUGUUUAUCGACAACCCCGUAGGAGCCGGGUUCAGUUUUACGGACAGUGAAGAAGGCUUUGCCCAAAAUAUGGAAAUGUAUGCAGACAGCCUAUACAACGCUGUGAAACAGCUCGUUCAAGUAUACCCAGAACUCAAUAAAGCGCAGUUGUAUCUCGCUGGAGAAUCGUAUGCCGGCCUGUACGUGCCUGCUUUGGCGAUGAAGAUUUUGGACGGAAGGGAUGAAACCAAAAACUCAAUCAAUUUAAAGGGUCUCAUCCUGGGUAACCCCGUGCUAGACCGCAGCAACAUAGUGGACUACACGAGGGUGUUCUACAACUGGGGGCUGGUAGACGCGCAGGGCGCCAGCGCGGCCAAGCCUCUGCAGGAUCAGUACCAACAAGCGAUUCACAAAGGGGAUGCUAAGGCUGCGUAUGAUUUACGCGAAGAACUAUUGGACAAACUUCAAGAUAUAGCCUACAAGGGACAACUGUACAACGUUUUACAAGACACGGGAGGGUUGCAGGACUUCGUUCCCUUCAUCACACGGCCUGAUGUGAGGGAGUCUCUGCAUGUUGGUGACUUAACGUUCACAUUUUCCAACGGCACCGUUCACCAGAAACUGUUACCGGACUUCUUGUCCACCGUAUCUUCGAAGAUUGAAAUUCUGCUUGAGAAUUACAAAAUUUUGAUAUACUGUGGUCAGCUAGACUUGACAUCGCCGUGCGUGCUCAACGCUGAAGCUCGUCGCAAGAACUGGCGCUGGAGUGGAAGAGACAAAUUCCUCGCCGCGCCGCGCGUUCCGUUGUGGUUCAACAAUACUUUUGCUGGAUACGCAAAAGCAGGAGGGAAUUUCACUGAAAUUCUGGUCAGUGGAGCGGGUCAUUUAGUACCAAUUGACAAACCGGCGCAAGCGCAACAGAUCGUGACCAAUUUCAUCAGGGGUCAAGACUUUCCCGUGCCAGCGCACUAUAAACUCAUGAAGCACGACCCCAAGUAUCAAGAGUACAUGGAUUUACAGACCUCUGAAAUUUUAUCUAAUAGUUCUGGUCUAACUAACGGGUUGAUAGCCAGUGUUGUAUUGAACGUGUUGUUGUUGAUAGGUAUAGUUAUCGGUGGAGUUAUGACUAUGAGGUGGAGAAGGGAGUAUAACAAUUACUUCAAUCUGCCCUUCAGUGAUGAUAUACUUACUUUGGCAUAGAGAAAUCAUCUACGAUUUCACCAGGGGUCAAGAAUUUCCAGUGUCAUUGCACUAAAAACUCAUGAAACCCGACCCAAAGUAUCAAGAGUACAUGGAUUUAGGGACUUCUGAAAUUUUAUCUAAAAGUUCUGGUUCUGGAUAGCCCGUGUUGUAUUGAACGCGUUGUUGUUGAUAGGUAUAGUUAUCGGUGGAGAAGGGGGUGUAACAAUUAUUUCAACCUGCCCUUGAGUGAUGAUAUACAUACUUACUUUGGCAUAGCGAUGUCUCUACAUAUAAAUCAUGUACAAUUUCAUCAGAGGUCAAGAUGAACUUUAUUUUGAUAUUGGCGAUUCAAAAAGCGCCGGUUACUUAGUUAUACAAUAUUUCGGUGUACCUACCUACUUAAUUUAAGCGACUUGAAAUAGGUAUUCUUUUUAUAGACUUUUAACCGUCGAUAUAAUUUUUGUAAGAAUUUUAUAGAUUUUUUUUACAAAUUAAUCUUAACAAAAUGGACCUAUAGGACCAUGUCUAGCAACCGAAAAUAUUAAAUUAAGUUAUUUAUCUUAGGUCUUAAGCUUAAAUUGUUUGUCAAUUAAUUUGAUGAUCUUUGGUAAAGAGAUACCUUGCAUUCCGAGAAAGACAGGCUGCUUUUUAUCCCAGAAAAUCAAAGAGUUACCAUAACAUUAAAAAAAAUCUAAAUCCACACGGAUAAAGUCACAGGCGUCAUCUAGUCUAGGUAGUUAUAAAUAAAAUAAAAGUCCAACUUACAUUACAAGUUACUGUUGUGAUAUUUUGGUGCAUAAUUGUUGUUAUUGUAGUUAUUAUUUCUACUUUUAUACUUUUGAUUAGUCUGUAUUUAGAUUAAUACAUAUUGAUUGAGAAUGAAUAUAUUUUAUACUGCAAAGACGGAAA